CAUUCGCAAGAGAGAGGAGAGAGAAGGAGCAUUGUAGCAGCGAUCAGCAGCAGGUAUGGGAUUCUGGAGGAAGUUGGGAUUCGAUUUCUUCAAGAUCUUCGCCAUCGCCGGCGUGUACUACUUAGCUCGCGAGAGCUGUUCGGAGCUCUCUUUGACAUUGCGCGUUAUAGUCAUCGCUCUCUGUCUCACAAUCACUUUCAUAUUCUUGGGCCAGUUGGAGAAGGCGGUGCUGCCUAAGCCCAGUGAAUGCACUUGCUCCGAACCAGCUGCUGCUGCUGCUACUACGAAGAACUAAUUACGAGUCGUCCCGAUCAGUAACUUUGUGUCCCGUCUCUUUUAUCGUACGUAGUAUCCAGAAGCUAGCUAGUGAUUAGUAUGUAACAGGUAGUCUUCUUUAGUAAGAAGGUCUCUGUUCCCCGUUUUAGAUUUGCUUUCCUUCAAUUUCUAGGGUUCUUGUAGAUGUGCUCUAGAUUAAUUAGUUUAUGCAUUUAUGGACCCGGUCGGGCAGUGUGUAAUGUCGAUGUCAUGGAGAAUAUGAUUACUGUGAGUUGAACAUGUUAGUCUCAAAGAAGCGGGAUGAUCCUUUGAUUUCGUGGGAAGGGGGCGUAAUGCCUAUUAGAUGUUUGAUGAAAUGUGCAUGAG
Molecule: messenger RNA, 642 nt
Organism: Linum tenue
Lineage: Eukaryota; Viridiplantae; Streptophyta; Magnoliopsida; Malpighiales; Linaceae
Source: the annotation of a GenBank genome assembly